AUGCCUCCGUCUAUUUUGAGAGACCCUGGGUUUUUUGGGGGGGUUUCUCAUUCUAAGUCCUUUCUCCAAGCUCUUGCUGGUUCUACUUCUUCCUUUCCUGAUUUGAAACGGUCUACUUUCCGUGGACUUCCUGCUUUGUUGGUUUCUGAUGAUGAAAUUAGGGCUUUAGCGGAACCAUUUAGAUUUUCUUUAGUUGGUUUCUUUCCGGGUAAACGUCCUCCUCUUGAUGCUAUAAGAAAAUUUUUUUUUAACCUAAAGUUGAAUGGAGAUGUUUCAGUUACUGUCCUGGAUUCUACCCAUGUUUUGAUUAAAUUGGAAAAUGAUUUGGACUACUGCAGAAUUUUUUGUCAUCGUUCUUAUUUGGUUUUCAAUUGUUAUAUGAAAAUUACGAAAUGGACGCCAACUUUGGAUAUCGGUGUUGAGUCGCCGAUCAUACCGAUAUGGAUCUCUUUUCCUCAUCUCCGACCGCAUUUUUUUGCUCCGAGGAUUCUUUUUGGACUGGGGGAAUUAUUUGGUAAACCUCUGAAAAUCGACGAAGCUACGUCGGUUGGCUCUCGUCCCUCGAUUGCCCGUGUUUUAGUAGAAAUCGAUAUUACAAAAAAUUAUCCUAAACAAGUUUGGCUAGGAUCUGAUUUAUUAGGGUAUGCUCAAGAGGUGGUUUUUGAUGAUUUUCCUCAUUUUUGUGGUGUUUGUAAAAAAUUGGGGCAUAUUUCUGGUAACAAUCAGCAAUACAUUGAAGUAUCACCGCUUUUUACAGGAAUCUCAACUACAGUGUAUACCCUUCCUCAACAAUCCACGGACAGGCCACAAACUUCCAACCACCACUCAUGUUCCACGCACCAGCAAGAUGUCAAUCCCCCAGAACAAGCACCUUACCUAGCGAUCUACUAUCCACUUAACGACCGCCAAUAG
Messenger RNA from Dendrobium catenatum, 912 nucleotides. RefSeq lists its product as uncharacterized. The record is from RefSeq and is a predicted model, not a curated record. The coding region runs from base 1 to 912 and encodes 303 amino acids. The transcript has a single exon. Lineage: Eukaryota; Viridiplantae; Streptophyta; Magnoliopsida; Asparagales; Orchidaceae.